UUCACUCUCUCUCUCUCUCUCUCUUCCAAUAAUAUAAAGAGAGGAAGUCCUCUCAUUGGCCAUUUUUGAAAUUCACACACACACAAAAGAAAAAACAAUGCCAACCAAACUUGGAAGAAACUAUUUGAACCUUUGUUUUACAAAGAUCAAAAAUCCUCUCUCCACCGCUCAAUCCUCUCCCCCCAUCACCCACACCGCAGAUCGCCGCCGUCAAACCACCCGUUCCUUCUCCUCCACUGCUGCCGCCUUCAUCACAAACUACAACUCUCUCUACGAGAUCACCACCACCACCACCACAAACUCCGACUCCAAUUCCCCCUCCACACCCCUUUUCGGGCUCACCAAUGACAUUGGUGUCGCCGAUCCGGACGCCUAUGUUGCAGUCGAUUUCAUUACCGCCUUCACCUCCCAUCGUUUCUUCUUCUCCUCUCCUGGCAGCUCCAACUCCAUCAUAGAAUCCACCACUACCACUACUACCGAAUCCACAACCACCAUGUCACUGUCGUCCGAGUACUCCGCCAGGUACGAAGGCAACGACGACGAUUUGAUGAUCUUCAACAAUAGCCAUGUGAUCCCCACGUACUCACCAGACCCAUACAUGGACUUCCGACGGUCAAUGCAAGAGAUGAUGGAAGCGCGUGAGAAAAUGACGACGGCGGUGGCAACGACAACAACGAUGAAAAAGUCAAGUUGGGAAUUCUUGCAUGAACUUCUUUUAUGCUAUCUAGCACUCAACCCUAAAACCACUCAUAAACAUAUCCUCAAGGCUUUCGCGGACAUUGCGACAGUAAUAAAACCGCCAUUGGCGAUGAAGGAAACGGAGGAAGAGGAGAAUGUGGAUCGGGAAAAAGGGGGGAGUGAAGAAGAAGAAGAAGAAGAAGAAGAAGAGGUGGGUCCCACAUGACUUUGGUUUUCGUCUUUCUCACCUUAAUUAAUUAUUACAUCAAAACCCUUUUUCUCUUUACUUUUUGUUUCCAUAACAUUUUUUGCUCACAUCUUCUUUUACAUUUUGUAUAUCUUUUUGUUGCCACAGGAUCAAACAGUGUUAUUAUUAUCUAAUUUCAAGCAUGAGCUUAUCACAAUUUUAAUCUAACAUGGCCUUUUACAUGUUA
Messenger RNA from Cucumis sativus (cucumber), 1112 nucleotides. Its product is annotated as transcription repressor OFP12. Lineage: Eukaryota; Viridiplantae; Streptophyta; Magnoliopsida; Cucurbitales; Cucurbitaceae. The record is from RefSeq and is a predicted model, not a curated record. The coding region runs from base 98 to 904 and encodes 268 amino acids. The transcript has 2 exons. Gene Ontology annotation, biological process: negative regulation of DNA-templated transcription.